Molecule: messenger RNA, 3072 nt
Organism: Asterias rubens (European starfish)
Lineage: Eukaryota; Metazoa; Echinodermata; Asteroidea; Forcipulatida; Asteriidae
Product: arf-GAP with GTPase, ANK repeat and PH domain-containing protein 1-like
Exons: 18
Coding region: 499-3036 (845 amino acids)
Cellular component (GO): nucleus
Molecular function (GO): GTP binding; GTPase activity; protein binding
Source: RefSeq, a predicted model, not a curated record
GGAUACAUGUAAUGCUCAUACACACAAUCCAUUCAUGGGAUAGAAUGGAAUACACAUGUGCAUAAUCAGUGCUAGGUGGUAGCAGUGUAUUGCAGCAGCAACAUACUACGAUCUUGAGGUUUUUUUCCUUUGCUACUCUGCGUGGAUAGAGCUGUGCUGUCACACAGUGGUCUCUGGAGAUCGAGAAAGGAGUGUAUGCAUGCAUGCAUGGCGUGCUGAUCAAGACAUUCAUUGGCACUUCAGUCUAAAUCCCUUUCUGUCGGGGCGCUCGCUGCAGCAUAUUUCUCAACGGGGAAAAUCAAGUUUGCUUUUUUAUUCAUUUGGAACACCUGUAUGGAAUUCCUGAAUGGUGGUUUGCCGGCAAGCUUUCAAGUAGCCGGAGCCGUGUGUUUCAAAGGAGCGGGUUUGGUUCACGUUAACUGAGCAUCGAGAAAGAGACAAAUGGGAUUUUAGAAGCUGAACAGCCGGCUCUCUGUACCCCGUUUUGAUGUGGGCUGGAUGCCUCAGCAAGGCUACGCUGACGCUAUGAGCUUCCGCAGGAAGAAGAGAAAUAAGCAGUUGCGCAAGACAAGAUGUUAUAGUGAAAUAAAUUACGAUUCAUUUGUAAACAGCCAAGAAUGGACACUCAGCAGAACAGUUCCAGAACUCAAACUGGGUGUGGUGGGCAGCUUGACCAGUGGCAAGUCAGCUCUUGUGCACAGAUAUCUGACUGGAUCCUACAUGCAGGAAGAGUCUCCAGAAGGAGGGCGCUUCAAGAAAGAGAUCGUCGUUGAUGACCGGAGCUAUCUCCUACUCAUCAGAGACGAAGGGGGUCCCCCAGAGCUGCAGUUCUGCUCGUGGGUAGACGCCGUGAUCUUGGUCUUCAGCGUCGAGGACGAAAUGAGUUUCCAGCUGUUGUACAACUUCUACGCCAAAAUCGCCCACUACAGAAACACGGCAGACUUACCGAUGAUUCUGGUUGGUACACAAGGCAACGAUACUGUCAGUCAGAACACACCGAGGGUCAUCGACGACUCAAGAGCAAGGAAGCUAGCAGCUGACCUCAAGAGAUGUCCUUACUACGAAACAUGUGCAAUGUAUGGUCUCAAUGUGGAUAGAGUCUUCCAAGAUGCUGCUCAAAUAAUCCAAGAGCGUAAGCAUCAACACUUCUUGUCGUUGGGUCCUCUGUCAACAUCAAGCUCCUCCCUACCCAGCACCCCACACUCCGUCCGAAGUAACAACUUUGGCAUUCCAGGACCUUACCCCCAGGGCUCCAACACGGCACCCAGUACUAAUCAUUCAAAUAGCGGAGCGCCCCCAACGCCGACUGCUGGGCGCAGGAAUCUGAGCGGCGGGAGUCGGGAGGGGAGUCGGGACUCCUCGCAGCCCAGUCCGAGUAGCACGCCGAAUUUCACGCGGAAAUCGAGGCGGAAGUCCAACUUAUUUACGCAACCAGGAAAAGGAAACAAAGUGACAGAAACCAAAAACGGAGCUGAACCCGUCCCGCGGCCCUCGCAUGGUAUAGGCAGUGGAAGGAGUAUACCAAUAAUGCAGGGCUUGCUGUACAAAAGAAGUAGCAAAUCCCUGAACAAAGAGUGGAAAAAGAAAUACGUGACGCUAUGUGACGAUGGCAAGCUGACCUACCAUCCAAGCUUACAUGACUACAUGAACAACAUCCACGGCAAAGAGAUCUUGUUGAUGAACACCACAGUCAAAGUUCCUGGUAGGAGGCCACAGGUUGUCCGUAAUAACCCUGGUGGGUCACCGAGCAAGAACGCCCCCGGAUCCAAUGGAAUCUCCAACAAUAUGCGUGCAAUGACGAUAUCGGGGCAUACAGGCGGGAAUAUGCACGCUAACCAAGCAGCAUUUGCCAAAGACGGCGGGGUCAACUUCCACUCGUUCAAGGAGAGGCAGGAGAUUAACGCUAAGUCCACGUCCCUACCGAGGGAUGCCGUGUGGGACUCUGUGGUCAUCUCCAACUCAUCCGUUACCCCAGGUAUUGCAAAUGGCAUGGACACUCCGAUGGCGUUCCCCCAAAUGGGUAAUCUCGUAGGAGGGAAGGAAUCGUCUAAGAAGAAACACAGACGGAUGAGGAGCUCUGGAGGAGGCAAGAAUGUGGACACGUCAAAUCAACAAGAAGAUACAGACGAAUAUGAAUUUGUCAUCGUUUCACUUGACAACAGGCAGUGGAAUUUUGAAGUCUCAUCUGCUGAGGAGCGUGAUGUUUGGGUGACGGCAAUCGAACAGCAGAUCCUAGCAUGUCUACAGGCCAAUGUCAGCGCCAAAGGCCUCAUGACCAACGUGGAGAGGUCGGCUGCCGUCGAGACCAUUCGUAAAGUUGCUGGAAAUAAUAUGUGUGCGGACUGCAGUUCACCAAAUCCAGACUGGGCUAGUCUCAACCUGGGUGCUCUAAUAUGCAUCGAGUGCUCGGGGAUCCACAGAAAUCUGGGCUCACAUGUCUCAAGAGUGCGCUCAUUACAACUCGACGAGUGGCCGCCCGAGUUAACAGCGGUCAUGCUGUCCAUAGGCAACACGGUGACAAACAAUGUGUGGGAGGGGUCGUUACGGAACCAGACGAGGCCGCCUGUGGCAUCCGGGAGGGAGGAAAAGGAAAAAUGGAUCAGGGCAAAAUAUGAGAAGAAGGAAUUUGUAGCUCCACCACCGUUCACAGACAGACCGCUGGGACAGCAACUAAUGGAAGCUGUGAUCAAGGAGGAUGUACGCUCCGUCAUGCUGAUACUAAUACAUGCCAGUCAGGAUGACGUUAACUACCACUACGGUGACGGAGACGGCAGGUCAGCAUUACAUCUCAGCUGUGCCAUGGGUAAUGUGGUCAUUGCGCAACUCUUAGUCUGGUACAACGGAGACGUGAAAGCAGUAGACGCUGACGGCAGGACGGCUCUCGCCUACGCCCGGAGCAUCGGGGCGGACGAUUGUGUAAAGGUCAUGUUGGCCAAUGGCUGCCCGGAUGACGGGGGCGAUGUGAACACAAACAACAGCGCACUCAGGAGGACUCACGGCAAAACCAUGGAGAAGAUGCAAUCAAGCAUCAUAUGACCAAGUUUUUCGGUCCAGUUUUUUUUUUUUUUUUUU